AUGGAAGAUCUAAAUUUUGAGCUAUCAUUAUCCCAUGAAGUCAAUAUCAUCACCCGAAAUUACUCUCCAAUGAGAUUGUGCAAUCACAAGUGACUUCUCUCUCACAAUGAAAGUUUUGAAGUAAAACAGUUUCUAAUUGAAUACAAAGAAGUAUCCGAUGAGCAAAUCAUUAUAAUUUCCGAUCCUAAAAAACAUUCAGUUGAUGUUUACAAACGAUCUCAUAUUUUAAGAAGGCUGCAAGUUAAAAGAAAUGAAUAUCUUUUCAAAGCAAUUUACAGUUUUUGGACUUUAAUUAAUCCUUUCCGUUUGCGUGCCAUAUCUAAACAAAUAUACAUCAAUACCAGCGAAUUCAUUUAUAGAGAUGCUAUUGCUCCUGUUCAAAGCGAAAAGCUGUCAAAAAAAUAUGCCUUACAAGAUGCUGAAAUUGACUUUGGCCCAAACCAUGGCUUAACCUUUACAGAAUUUUAUGACAGUUUUUUUAAUUGCUUGGAUAAUUUAACUAAAAGCGCUUUAGCGUCUGAGUACUCUCGUAUGACUAAAGCAAUACAUGCUGACAUCCUAAAUGCAAGUUUUUUUAAAACUAUUCGGCUAAAUAGCAAGCUUCAUCUUACAGAACCACACAGACAAUGCUAUUCGAUUUGGAUGGAGCCUUAUUUAAAAGCAGUUGUUUCUUUUAAAGACAAGCGAGCUUCAACAUCUGCUCAGAAUCUGCUUUCAAAAGAUCUCACUUCACACUUUUCGCCAACACUUCUGACAAGAACUGCUAUGAAAAACACAAGGACUCAUGGAGAUCUUUUAUUGAGAAAAAUAGAAAAUAUGACGAAAACUUAUGAUUCUGAUUAUUUCAAGAUAAAAAUCAGAUCACCAAGGUCAAGACCAAUACAGAGCACAGCAGGAGAUGGAGAAAAAAGGAUAAAAAAAAUUAAAAAGGAGCCGAAAAAGCUCGAUGUUUUAAAUAAAACAAACCCACUGUCAACUGAAAUUGUAAAGUCUGGCUGAAAAGGAUCCACAAUCAUAGAAGGAGUAAUUCAAGGUAGAAAAGUACUGCUUAAAGAUAUAGCAAACAAAGAAAUUGCUUUAUAA
Molecule: messenger RNA, 1083 nt
Organism: Blepharisma stoltei
Lineage: Eukaryota; Ciliophora; Heterotrichea; Heterotrichida; Blepharismidae
Source: the annotation of a GenBank genome assembly